CCGCAUUUGUAUAUAUCAAAGGUUUUGCCGUGGCUUACAAGGAAGGAUCGAGGAGGAGGAGAUCGAUCAGUUACAGAAGAGAAUAACAGAAGAAGGGAUAAAAAAAUAGAGUACAAUUCAAACUACUUUCCUAUCCCUAUACAACUUACUCUAACAUGUGCCUUAUCACGGGCAACUUAGAAUUCAUGGAACGGCCAUGUUUCUAAUAGAAUAACCCUUCCAAACAUUUUUGCAGGUAAUUUUCAGGGCUACAACUUGGAUCGGUACGGGUCCUCACUGCACCGCAUGAACAUUCAGAAUUAUAUGAACUUUGGGUGCAACCGAUGGAAGACGGUCGGACAUGAUUCGUUCAACCGGUUUUGGUUGGUGUGUCAGUAAUAGGAUAUGCAUUUGGGUCAUGUAUUUCUAUAUUAUGGGCCGGUUGUGGUCAUAUAUUUUACUUCUUUCGUUGCAAUGGGUGGAUGCUAAACUUCUAAUAAAAUGAUUAUGUGCAUCACAAUGGUGUAGAGGUCGGGGGUCAAUCUCCAUUUUCAACAAAAAGUGAGAACAUUUCUUUAAAUCACGGUAACAAUGCUAGUUAUGUAUUUUACCCUGUUAUAUAAAUUUCCUUUUCAUCUAGAAGAGUUAUCUAGUGAUUAGUGGUGGAUUCUUUUGCGGAUAACACUUGGUGAAGGCAAUCUACUGCAUAGGUAGAUGCGUAGAAGAAUGAAAGUUAUUCGGGGCGAUGGUUUCAAUAGUUGGUGAGCUUAUCUAGGAUUCGGGAGAUGCAGCAAGUACUUCUUGCCUGAUGUUACCUGAAGCAUCAAGCGUAUGUCCAUUAACUCGAGAAAAAGCUCACACGGAGGGAUGAUGAUAAUAAGCUACUCAUGACAAAAGGAUCUGGUUCUGUUCACACAUGGCAAAGGCACGAAGAAUGAUGCCUCAUUGCACCUAACUGCACCGCGAAAGCAAAACCCUAUUUAGUGCAGGAUAUUCUCAAGAUGUUUUUCUUUUCUUGUAAACGCUAUGCAGAAAGAGCAGGAACACUGCAAUUCUAUAUUUAGAAGAAAGAGAAUAGCCCCAUUUAUCAUGAAAAAAAACGAAAACUAGUGGAGAUUAUCUCAUUCUGCGCUGCACUAGACUUGCUUGAUUUUCCUUGAUGUAAUUUCACUAGACUUGAUGUAGAUUGACGAAAAAAGCAGUACAUGUAGGCUCUAGGCUGGGCACCAUUAACAGGAAAACGUUCCCUUGCACUACUCAACAAUGUGCUGAAUUGGACAGUACUGAAUCUACAAAUCAUCUGAAAGGGGCUUUGCAAUCGUAGGAAAGUAGAGUUUCAGUUGUCCUCAACUUGCCUUAUCGAAUUGUUCCUAAUAAUUUGACUUUCUUAGUCCUUUCCCGAUUUAAUUUCACCUCGUGGCUUGAACUGUGUAUAUAAUUGGACAUAGGUGAUCAUGGAGUCCAUAGACAUAGAGCCAGCUCUUCCUCCUCUGCCAUCCAUGGCUUCUGGCUUUGUUCCUGACAUCUGGCUGUGGAUCAGAAGCCUCCCCGGGCAUUGGAGGGCAGACGAAUCCCACUCUCUCCAGAUAUGCAAUUCUCCAUCCACAAACCAAUCCCUCAACCUCGUAGUCACCAGACAAUCUGAAGAAACCCAUCCCUUCAGUUUGUCUUUCUCCAUCUGUGACAAGUCCCGUGAUCAUGAUCCAGUCUCGCUCUGGAGCUCCCAUUAUUCCAAGCUGAAACCUGCGAAUACCACAGACGUUGCGGCCCAGUUCUUGCUCGAGAUCGUCUGCGGGGUGCUCAGAUACGGGCCUUACUCUAGCAGCAGGGCCAUCUUCAGGCUACCGGCCGUGCAUGUGUCUGAAGGUUCGGGCAAGAUCCUCAGCCUGUCCGUCCUGGCCCUGGCGUUCCUGGUCUGCAUCUACGAGGCUCCGUCCACGCCCCGGCGGGAGUUCAUCGGCGCGAUCACCGCGCGGCUGACCCGCGACGAGAUGCGCCACGCGGCGAGGGAGCUUAUGCUGGCCCUCGGGUCCGACCUGGAGGAGCAGUGGAUGCGCUCACUGAAUCUGGGCGUCACUAACUGGGCCAUGGAGGCUCUCCGGUCAGGCGCCGGCGCGUCGUCCCCGCUGCGUUUCGCGGCGUUCUCCUAUGCUCUGUCGGCGAGCAGGCUAUGGAAGGUCCAGCUGUACUGCCCGGUCGUGGCCAUGACCAUGGAGCACCACCCGUCCCAUCACCACCACCACCAGCAGCAGCACCAGCUGGUCAAAGACGAGAGACUGCUCUUCUCGCUCAACUACCAGCAGCUCGAGAGCGUCAUCCAGUUCACGUACAGAGUCGCGUUCCAGGAGAACUGGAUCGACGUCGCCGUCAACGUCGACAACAUACGGUGUGACGUGAUACAGCUGGUGUCCGAGACUCUCAUGGCGAGGCAAGGCCACGGCUCCGACGAGAAGCACUUCCCGUCGCGCAUAUCGCUGCAGCUCACCCCCCUGGCGCAGUCGGACAUCCUCUCGCUGUCCGUGAGCAGGUCCACGGACAACCCCGUCCAGGAGGUCGGCACCGACAAGGGCAUCGACACGACGCUCGCCGCCGCUCCGGCGUCGAUAGGCAUCAGCGUGUCGGCGCACGAGACGGUGACCAGGACCAUGAAGCCCUGGAAGUUCGAGCACUCGGUGCACGGCAACACGGCGUCACUGAGCUGGUUCCUCCACGGCAGCGGCGGCGGGGGCAGGGAGGUCUUCUCCAGCGAGCCGCCCAAGCUGGAGCUCUUCCAGCCGAGGUCCUGGUUCAGGAACCGGUACACCAGCCCCACCAGGCCCUUCACCAGGAGCGGCGGAGUCAUCUUUGCCGGCGACGAGUACGGGGAGGGCGUGUGCUGGAGGAUGGGCGCGGCCGCAGCCGGCAAGACCAUGGAGUGGGAGAUCAAGGGUAGGAUAUGGGUCACCUACUGGCCAAACAAGAAGAGGACGCUGCAUACGGAGACCAGGAGGCUGGAGUUCAGAGAGCUGCUGCACCUCACCAUUGGAGAGUAGUAGAAAUAAUAAAACUAUGGAGAUCUCGUACUGAUAAAAUGGUCGCCGUCAGGAAUAUUUACUGAUCAUAUGCAAACAAUAAAUAAAUAGGGAGUAUGUUUUUUUCACUAUCAUGGUGAUAAUAUGCUAGCACUCGACUGAGAAGUGAAAAGUAAAGCAGUAAAGGACCAGGGACUCACAUUGUGA
Triticum dicoccoides is the source of this 3197-nucleotide messenger RNA. RefSeq lists its product as uncharacterized. Bases 1434 to 3011 code for a protein of 525 amino acids. The record is from RefSeq and is a predicted model, not a curated record. The transcript is spliced from 2 exons. Lineage: Eukaryota; Viridiplantae; Streptophyta; Magnoliopsida; Poales; Poaceae.